AUGCCACUGGAAGUACUGUCGCCUGAUUACGGCAAGAGAUCAAGCUCGGGCUCUGUUGAAGGCCAUUGGGACGAUGUCAAGCUUCGAUAUAACCAAUGCGAGCGUGGGGAGCCUGCCGCAGUGCCUAUCAGCAGGAGGAAGCAGCAAAGAGAAGAUGGCCUACGUGAAAUCCGAGAAGGGGGCGAUAUCGACGAUAUCAGCGAGAAGAACGGUGGUCCUGCCCACAACUUGUUCCGAUGGUCGGUGUCGAAGGUGCGCAAUUACGUGACGAAAAUGGAAGUGGCUACCUUUUUGGGGUCUUUGACUAAGGUUAUCGUGGAAGAGAACAUGGAUGCUGUCUAUCCCACUUUGCCGAAGGGAUCGUCGAGACCGCCGACCGGAUGCUUGUCAAACUGGUUUACCUCCCCGCAAACGGCACACACUUACUACAACUAUUGGACGUUGCGGCGUUCUCUUCAUUUAAUAGCACACUCCACGAUCUCAUCGGCGCUGUCAUUCGUCCGUAAAGAAGGCCACGUGGUUGCACUAUAA
Molecule: messenger RNA, 531 nt
Organism: Phytophthora nicotianae INRA-310
Lineage: Eukaryota; Oomycota; Peronosporomycetes; Peronosporales; Peronosporaceae
Exons: 3
Coding region: 1-531 (176 amino acids)
Source: RefSeq, a predicted model, not a curated record